Acaulospora morrowiae is the source of this 2685-nucleotide messenger RNA. The record is from the annotation of a GenBank genome assembly. NCBI's taxonomy places the organism in Eukaryota, Fungi, Glomeromycota, Glomeromycetes, Diversisporales, Acaulosporaceae.
AUGGCCCUGGCAAAUGCUACCUUCUCGGAAAUUUUGGACGACUUGUCAAGUCGGUUUAUAAUUAAUGUCCCAGAAGAAGAGUUGGCUUCUAUUGAGCGUAUAUGUUUUCAGAUUGAGCAAGCACAUUGGUUUUAUGAAGACUUUGUCAGGGAACAAAACCCUAACCUACCAAGUUUUAACCUUAAAAACUUUUCAGCAAAAUAUAUCCUUGCAUUUAAGAUCUUAAAACUUAUUUCUAAUUUGAAUCACGAGAAAGCUUUCGCCGAUUUCAUGCAGUAUAAAAUUCGAGUUCCAGUAUGUGGGGCUAUCAUGUUGAACGAUAAAAUGGAUCAGACCUUAUACGCGAAAUCUAUUCCACAAAAGUGCGUGCUGGUAAAAGGAUGGUCUUCUCGUUCAGGCUGGGGCUUUCCGAAAGGGAAAAUAAAUAAAGAUGAGCCAGAUUCGACUUGUGCAGCCCGGGAGGUCCUGGAAGAAACUGGAUAUGAUAUAUCUCCUCUAAUUAAAGAACAGGAUUAUGUGGAGUUAACAAUUAGAGAACAACGCAUAAGACUAUAUAUUGCCGUUGGAGUUCCUGAGAAUACCGAAUUUUGUCCAAGGACUCGUAAAGAAAUAAGCAAAGUGGAAUGGCAUAAAGUGGCUGAUCUGCCAACGUGGAUUAGAAGUCGUGAUAGAGAUACUCCAUAUCGUUGUGGAGGUGGAUGCGUGAAAUAUGGAAGUAGUCGAUUUUAUAUGGUCGUUCCAUUUGUGAGCAAGCUACGUAACUGGCUUAAAAUGCAAAAAAAAUUGAAUCGCAAGAGGAUUGCCGGGACAGAGGAAUCUUCUGAAGUGACUAUAUUUAAUAAUCAUACGGAUUUAGGUCAAAAGGAAACUUCUCCAGAAACGUCUGUACCAGGAACAGAAAGCGAAGGAAGUCCUCAAGAACAAUCACCGAAUUUCAGCGAAUAUUUGAGACAGCCUUCACCGAGAGAUCACGAUACCUCACAUAAUAUUAUGAAAACUAUACUUGGGAUUGAUACUUCUAAUUCGAAUCCUUCAUAUUUGCAGAAACAUAGACCAUCAGAGCGGAUAAAUUACGAUGAUGAUCUGACGGUGACACCUAACAGGUUCACACACACGCAUUCUUAUCCCUCAACUUCUCUUCCUCUCAAUCAGUCAUCCAUAAUACCUAAUACCUCAAUAAUCAAUGCUCAUUUACCUUAUAACCAAUCGACAUUGGCUACUGGACAGCAAUAUGAUAAAGCGUCGGCAAUGGUUAAGUCGGGAACGAAACCUUCAAUUACAUCUGUUUAUCCAAACUCUCAUACAUCAGUUCCUACAAACGAUAAACGCGAUAUAACAGCACCUAUACCUAUACGUGCUAAUUCUAACGUGUCUAUUGCUGCCUUGGAUUCGGAGCAACGACUUCGUCGGAAUUCAUUGUUAAGUUUAUUUACUGCACCAACUUCAACUAAAGAGGUUACUCCGGUGACUUCAAAAGUUAUAGAUAGUGAUGCUCAGCGCAGAAAUUCAUUACUUAGUGUUCUCCAAUCAGACGCGCCCACAUCUAAUGGGAGUAGAAAGACUUCAUUGACACAUGAGGAUAUCGUUCAACAUCGAAUGCAGCAGUCUUUAUUCAAUUAUCUGCCUAAUUCUUAUAAUUCUGUUAAUCCUCCAGACAGCGAAUCAAAACUAGAGGAUCAAGUUGGAAAUGGAGAUUUUACAAUGUUUCAACACGAAAUCACCCAAGGAAAUACAAUGUUCACGACUACGACUUCGGGCACAAAUAAUGAUUCUAAUUUGAUGAAAAAUCGACGAGAUUCGGCGUUUAGCAGACACUCCAGCCAGGAGAUUCAAACCCCAAAGUUAUCAACUAACGUUGGACAUAUUGGUCAAGGAAGGCCAUCCAGCAAUAACAAAGACAAUGUGAACCCUGAGAUUCGUGAAGUUUCGAGAAAAAUGUCAUUGUUAGGUUUAUGUUCUGCGAAGUAUUCAUCAAAUGAUAGCAAAAAUUCACCCACCACACAUAAGCCUACUGUAGUUAAUCCUGUCAAGAGUCAAAAUACAUUUUUUUCAGCUUCCGUUCUUAGUCACGACCAUUCCCCUGAUAUAAACGCAAAUCCGGGCACCUCAGGUAUACCUAGUUCGUUAAGAGCAAACAACGAGUCUUUGUUACGUUUAAUAACAGCAUCUCCGCCGCAAGGCAAUUACUUUUCUCCAAAAGUAUUUGACGCGGAAAUUCAAGCUCAGGAAAGAGCUCUAUUGAAUCUUUUAAAAUUGGGUAGUCCAUCCAACGAAGGCAUCGUUAAUUCAAGUUCGCCGGCUCCAGGAAAUAAUGGAUCUUCAAUAUCCCAGGAUUAUAACCUCUCUGUGGACGAGUUCAAUCAGACUAAAGUUGAACCUUUUUGUACUGAAGGUGAAAAAGAUAAUUCGUUCAUGGCUGAUUAUAUUGUAAAUCUAAACUCUAAUGAUGGAAAACUAAGUGAUCAUGAAACCAGCAUUAUUUACCCUAGCACCACAAGUUUGACCGAAAUAACACCAAAUUUAGGGGUUCGUCAUGAACACCUUAAUCGAAUUCAUACGUUCAUUCCACCGGGCGACACUUUACCACAGGAAGGAAUGGGUUUGGAUGGAAAACAUUAUAGAUAUGGUGAAAAUCCUAUGACCGGCUUUAAAUUUGACGUGGAAAAAAUUGUUGCUGUACUAUGA